Messenger RNA from Verruconis gallopava, 1904 nucleotides. RefSeq lists its product as uncharacterized. The record is from RefSeq and is a predicted model, not a curated record. The coding region runs from base 504 to 1775 and encodes 423 amino acids. Gene Ontology annotation, cellular component: endoplasmic reticulum membrane. NCBI's taxonomy places the organism in Eukaryota, Fungi, Ascomycota, Dothideomycetes, Venturiales, Sympoventuriaceae. The transcript has 3 exons. Gene Ontology annotation, biological process: lipid droplet organization; lipid storage.
AUCGUUUAACUGAUGAAAGAGAUAUCGGACCAUUUUCGGCCCCUACGCACGGUAGAGCAGAUGCAAGCCUUCUUUCAGGUCGCUCCGUCGGAGCUGCUACGAAGAACAUCAUCAUUGUAGCCAUUGCAAAUAGAAUGCUUCUGCAAGAUGUGUACUUGAUCUAAAGACCAUAUGACCAUUUGCUCUGUUGAAAAGAACAAUAAAAAUCCAUUUUGCAAACGCGUCAGGCCAUGUUCUCAGAACAUCCUGCACAUCAGUCCCUGAUAACCGAGGCUGGGAGCGUCAACAUAGCCAGUUCUGUUUGCCAGAAGUUCAAGCGGGAGAUCUACGGAAAAUACGGCUUCGUGAUUUUGGCUAUAUGGACAAGGAAAACCCAUAAAUAAGCUUUAUAGGAGCUGUGAUCAUAUCAUUGCUUCUGUGCAAGUCUAAAGAAUUCAGGUGUUUCGAGCUGGCAGCUGCUCAUGCGCUAAGCUUAUUUAAGCAUUAGUGCAGGCACGUCUCCUAUGACGACGGCGAGAGGUCAACAUCGUCAUCCGCCAGAGACUCCAGCGUUCAAUGCUUCUAGGCUGGAAUGCCAUGAGAGUGUCGAUAUGUCUGACGUGUCAAAUGAUGAGUUGGAGCCCGGUGUGCUGAUAUUAGCGAAGGAUGCGCUGAUCAAGCGAUUGCAGAAACCUCUCAGUGUUGUUACCUCAAAAACCGCGCAGAAGGCAUAUCUUAGCACUAUUCUCGCGAUUUUAACUGCAUCAAUCCUUUUGUUCACGGCUGCAAUUGCCUACGUCGCCUUCUAUUUCUCCUACGUGCCAGAUCGAGGAAUAUCCAGGCCAAUAUACUUGCAAUUUGGGCCUAGUCAUCCACCUUAUGGGUACGCUUCGAUCCAAGGAGCUUUAAUUUCUCAACAACCAUACGACGUGAAGGUUAUACUGCAUAUGCCACGUACUCCAAACAACAAAGCAGCAGGAAACUUUAUGAUCGAUCUCCAGCUUAUUGCACCUGGGAGCACAUCAGACGGUGUGGUGGAUGAUAAGAAUAAAGUUUUGGCCAAGUCAAGCAGACCUGCUAUUUUGAACUACAAAUCUGCAACCAUGGAGCUUGUUCAACAAGGCUUCUCAUUGCCGUGGCAUUUGAUAGGCUGGCGCGAGGAGGCUGAAGUGCUCAAAGUACCGAUGAUUGAGAGUGUAGAGUUCCCAAAGGGGUGGAGGAACAUACCAGACCACGUGCGCCUGGAGCUGCGAAGCGAUGAGAAGCUACAAGUCUAUAGCGCAAAGAUUGAAAUCACAGCUCGUCUCCGUGGUCUCCGCUACCUCAUGUACAGCUUUCGUAUCACGUCGUUCAUCAUCCUCACGGGUAUGUUCUGGACAGUCGAACUCAUCGUCACAACUAUUGUAUGGCUGUCACUUUCCACAUACCUUACCUCAAUGUCAAGUAGAGGCGCGGAGAGCAAAAAGGAGGACACGUGGUCGACCAAACAUGAACCACAAAUCAAGGACGAACCAGAGAUUUCUGAUACUCCUCACACAUUUCCUACAUUGACUGGGCAGCCUCCUUUGCAUUAUGCGUCUCCACAAGUCAAACAAGAAAAAGAAGAAGAGGAAGAAGAGAAUUUACCAGCGGAGCAUCAGACACAUGCUGGAGAACAGGCUGAUGAUGAGGAUGACGAUGGUGGCCGCGCUCAAGAAAUCAGAGGGUACACUGAUUCUGGGAUUGGAACGAGCAUGGAGAGCACUGGACCAAAGAGCACCAUUCGAAGGAGGAGGUCACAUAUGGAUGGUGAAUGAGAUUAGUCGUAAUGAUGCUGUUGUCUCUUGACAGUUUCUACGUUGUGAUACCCCAAGAAAAUGCCAGUUAUUGCCGCUUGCAUUGCUACAAGCCUAAAUCUGGCUCUGCCUAUUGCACUCAAAGCCUAU